CAGUUUUGAUGCAUGAGCAGACAAGUUUGUAAAAUAUUCAGCUAAAGGAGAAUGAAUUCAGACUUGACACGUUAAUGAUUUCCUGUUUUGAACUGAAAUUUUUUUGCUCUUUCUUUACAGGGGAAAAUGUAUUGAUGAGGGGUGGGACUUAACUGUAAUAUAGUUGAGAGUCUUUUAGUUCAGCUCAGUCCUUUUGGAAGACAUGCAACAGUGAAUAGUUUUUUGUAAUAUUUUAAGCUUUUGUUUCUCUUGCACCAUAAGGACUCAGUUUUUGAAGAGGCCGGAGAAAAGACAUUUACUGAUCAAGUUUCAAGUGAGGUUGUGUUGAAGGCUUCACUCUGCCAAGAUGAGCUGGGCUUUCCUGACGAGACUCCUCGAGGAGAUCCAUAACCACUCCACGUUUGUUGGCAAGGUCUGGCUGACGGUUCUCAUUGUCUUCCGCAUUGUUUUGUUGGUAGUUGGCGGUGAGCCCAUUUACCAUGAUGAACAAAGCAAGUUCACAUGUAACACUCAGCAACCAGGUUGUGAGAAUGUUUGCUACAAUUCCUUUGCACCGCUGUCGCACAUCCGGUUCUGGGUCUUCCAAAUCAUCAUGAUCACAGUGCCAUCCAUUAUAUACCUUGGCUACGCCAUACACCGGAUAGCCCGGAUGGAAGGUGCCCAGCCAAAACCCAAGAGAAAGAUACCCAUUGUGCAUCGGGGACCUGCCCGGGAUUACGAGGAGGCAGAGGGUGAUGACGAGGAGGACCCCAUGGUUUGUGAGGAAAUUGAGAAUGAACCUGAGACUGAAGAUGUCAAGAAAACUCCUGAGAAGACGCUACAUGAUGGCAGGAGGCGUAUCAAGGAAGAUGGACUUAUGAAGAUGUAUGUCUUCCAGCUCCUGAUGAGAACUUUGUUUGAAAUUGGUUUCUUGGCUGCACAAUACUUUCUAUAUGGGUUUGAAGUACUUCCUGGCUUUGUGUGCAGUACAAUUCCUUGUCCAUACACCGUCGACUGUUUUGUGUCACGUCCCACAGAGAAAACCAUCUUCUUGUUGGUAAUGUAUGUGGUCAGUGGUCUCUGCUUAUUGCUCAACUUUGCUGAGCUCUUCCACCUUGGUCUUGGUGGCAUCAGGGAUGGCUUGAGGGGUAGGCGGCAGGCCUCUCACCUGUAUUACUCCUCCAGGAGCAACCACUAUGCCCCUCCAGGCUAUCACUCUGUGUUUCAAAAGGACAAGACCAAGCUGGGCAAUGGGAAUGUGCCGUACCACAACAACUUUGGCGCUCGGGGGCCAGAGAGUUUUGAGAUGUCUGAGGUAGUUCACCGACACCUAAAGCUUGCUCAGGAGCAACUGAACAUGGCAUACCAAGCAUCAGGAGAGCUCCCUCAUCAACCAAGAAGUGGCAUUCCUGUCUCAAAUUGUACGGCUGUUGAGCAGAACCGACUGAAACUUGGCCAGGAAGGUGAAAGCGCUUGUGCCAAAUAAGCAGGUCUGCAUGGAUGAUGCUGAUGGAACGGGCUCUUUGACUUUGACAUUCGGAGAAAGUCGUCACUUGAAGCAAUAAAGGAACCUCGACUGAAAAGACUCACAUUUCAUUCUUACUCUCUGGGCUUUAACAUCACCAACUCGCAAAAGCAAAACUACUGGAAAGAGCUGGGUUGUGAGGGGACACUGGAUUUAGGGCUGGGCGAGGGCGAGUUAGGUAUGUUUAGGCAAACUUGACAGUGUUGAGAAUUUUAAGUCCAAUAAUUGUUCAACUGACUGAAGGGUCUAAAACUUAUCUUGUAGCAUUUGAGGCACUGACAGCUAGUCUUCAUAAUUGAAAGGGAGACUGGGGAAGAAACUGAGGGGGUGGCCCUCUCAUUAAGCAGGUACAAUCUAACAGAACUCGCUCAGCCAGAUAAUUUGUAGUUUCUUUUCAUCAUUAAAUUGAUCAUUCAUUUUGUUUCUCUAGUUUUGGGUUAGUUUAAUUCUUAAUGAAAUCCUUACUUUUUUUGGUGUUGGGUUUAGAUAAAUACUUUUCCAAAAAAAAAACUCGGUGUAGCAAGGGGACAAUUAAUGACAAACUGUUUUGUUUAGUGUUAGAACAUAUCAGAAUCACAUUACGCUGAGUGAGAGCAAUAAUGAACUGAGUGACUUUUGUUGAUGUUCCUAUAUCUUGCUUUUGGUACUUUUGAUACACAGUAUUGCUUCAUUUGUGACCAUUUGAUUGGCUUGGGCUUAUCGAGCCUUCUCCAGCUUGUUGUUAUGCUUACCAGGUUGCUCUUGGGUGUGUGUGUUUCCUCUUUCAUCCUCAGUCGAUUUAAACAUUUAUUACUAUUUUUCGUGUUUAUGAGUUUGUAACUGGUGGGUUUUCUGUAUAUUUGUAGUAAAUAAUGAACUUGUACGUAUUUCUGUAGCCAUGUUGAUUUCCUUUAUAACAGUUUUGAAGCUUAGCUUUAGAAUUAAUGGGUAGCCUUAUAUAUUGACAGGGUUUUACAACCAAACAAAAUAAACAAGAUCCAGUCUAGAAGAUCAAGGAAGUUUUUUUUUAAAGCUUAAGGGAAAUACCCACAGAAUGAGAAUUCCGAGACUGUUGGCUUGCGCGCCAAGAUGGGAGUAGAGGUGACGUUUUGUCGUCAUGCUAGGUAACAUUAUCAGUGCAGCUUCCGAUGAAGCGUCUGUUAAGACCAGAUCAUAUAAGUACCAAGAGGAGUAAAACAUCAACACUUCAGCGGAGGCCGCACUGAUGAUGUUGACUAGCACGGUGAUGAAACUUUUGUACAAUAAUGAGCCAGCUCGGCAAGCAAGCCAACAACUUCAUCCACAACCCAAGCUACAAAUCUUUGCAAGAACCUUAAUGUGAAUUAUUUUUUAACCUGUUUUGGGUCAUCUUGUGAAAGCCUUCAAUAAAGAUGGCUGUUUAAAGAGUGUCCCUGAGAAGGUAAGGUUAUAGUACAACCAGAUUCCCUUAGAGUAAAGACUUAGAGAUAGUCCCAGAUCAAAAUGUUGGAAUAAACUUUUUAAGGAGUUACUUGAACCUGAGUACAUUUAAGCUCAGGUACACAGUAGCUCUAAGGAGAAAUCUAACAGCAGUUCCAGUCUAUAAAUUGAACUCACCAAGUAAUUAAAUUGCACUGAAGUGUUAGAUUUGGGAACUAUGGUGUGAGUACGAUAUGAGUAAUGGUUUUGGGUAUAAUACAAGUAUGUUUUUUGGUACUGUAAGAGUAGUGUGCUUUGGAUACUACUCAAAAACUAUUGUUUUUCUUUUCAAUCUAUAAAGGAGUGUUUUGGGAUUUAUGGGAUUAUACUUUUGCUAUUUGCUUAAAAGCCUUUGAAUUUGUAUUAUAUAUAGUUUACUUUAUUCAAUUUUAUCCACAUUUCUUUUGAUAAUGAACUUGUUGUAUUGUUAAAGUAAAAUCUGCAGUAUUGUGAGAUUAUGCUUCACAGAAUAGAACAUUUUGUUAAAACCAGAACAAAGCAAAAUAUGAUCUAUCAAGCCAGGGCAGAACUGUGGCCUCACAGCGCCAGGGACCCAGGUUUGAUUCUAGGCUUGGGUGCUGUCUGUGUGGAGUUUGCAUGGUUUCCCCGUGUCUCCAAGGAUUUCCACUGUGUCCUGCAAUUUCCUCCCACAAUCCAAAGAUGAAAAUUUUUGGUUUAUUCACUCGUGGGGGUUGCUGGUUCUGCCAACAUUUACUUCCCAUCCCUAUUUGUUCCUUGAGAAGAUGGUAGUGAGCUGCCAUCUUGAACUGCUGCAAUCAAUGAGCUGUACAGUAGACCUACAAAACCUUUAGUGACGAAAUUCGAGAAUUCUGACCCAGCAACACAGAAGAAAGGCUAUAUAUUUCCAAGGCAGGAUGGUGAAUGGUUUGAAUGAAUGGCAAAGAUCUUGCAGUGCAGCACCUGGCUGCUGGGAUUCUGACAUGACAAUAGUAACAAAACAGCUUUUGAAUUGUC
This is a messenger RNA of Stegostoma tigrinum, 3916 nucleotides long. Its product is annotated as gap junction gamma-1 protein-like. Gene Ontology annotation, biological process: cell communication. The record is from RefSeq and is a predicted model, not a curated record. Gene Ontology annotation, cellular component: connexin complex. Bases 347 to 1465 code for a protein of 372 amino acids. Lineage: Eukaryota; Metazoa; Chordata; Chondrichthyes; Orectolobiformes; Stegostomatidae. The transcript is spliced from 3 exons.